Molecule: messenger RNA, 2048 nt
Organism: Penaeus chinensis
Lineage: Eukaryota; Metazoa; Arthropoda; Malacostraca; Decapoda; Penaeidae
Gene: Ostgamma
Product: tumor suppressor candidate 3-like
Exons: 8
Coding region: 80-1060 (326 amino acids)
Cellular component (GO): oligosaccharyltransferase complex
Source: RefSeq, a predicted model, not a curated record
UAAGUUCCGUGGAAAAGAUCGAGUAACAUCAACCGCAAGGAGUUUAACCAUUUAUAUCGUUAAUGUAAACAAGAACAACAUGAAUUCUGUCAAAGGAAUAUUAUUAUUGUUAUUUUCCUUCGUAGUCGCAUUCACUCUGGUAGAAUGCAAAAAGGAGCUUAUCCUCUCCGAGCGAGUACAGCAACUUUCUGAUGCUGGCUUAAAGAAGCCUGUAUUAAGAUUCAACAGUGAGAAGUUCCGACAGUAUGUGAAGAGCACUCCUCGCAAUUACUCUGUGAUUGUCAUGUUCACAGCAUUAGCUCCGUCAAGACAAUGUGGAAUCUGCAGACAAGCUCACGAGGAGUUCCAGUUGGUGGCUAACUCUUGGCGUUAUUCUCAAGGUUAUUCCAGCAAGCUGUUCUUUGCUCUUGUUGACUUUGAUGAAGGUCCUGAUGUCUUCCAGCAGUUACGUCUGAACUCUGCUCCUGUGUUCAUGCACUUCCCAGCCAAGGGCAAGCCAAAGAAGGUCGAUACUUUAGAUAUCCAGAGAGUUGGCUUUGCAGCAGAAAAUAUCGCUCGCUGGGUUGCAGAACGGACAGAUAUACAGAUACGAGUUUUCCGUCCACCCAACUACUCUGGACUUCUUGCACUGGUUGUGUUAUUGGCACUUGUUGUUGGGCUGUUGUACCUGCGGAAGAACAACCUCGACUUCCUCUAUAACAAAACUACCUGGGCUCUUGGUGCUCUGGCCUUCACCUUCGCCAUGACUUCGGGCCAGAUGUGGAACCACAUCCGCGGACCUCCCUUCCUCCAGAAAACUCAGGCCGGGAACAUUGCCUACAUCCACGGGUCUUCACAGGGACAGUUCAUUGUUGAAACAUAUAUUGUAGCUGUACUAAAUGCAGCUGUUGUGUUAGGAAUGAUUCUCAUGACUGAGGCAGCAAACAAGCGAGAUGAUGUCCGCAAACGGCGCAUCUAUGCCAUCAUUGGACUUGGUCUCGUAGCCUUUUUCUUCUCUUUGUCACUCUCAAUCUUCCGAUCGAAGGCACAUGGUUACCCAUACAGCUUUCUACUUAAAUAAAAGACAGAGAAAUUAGAAAUUUAAAUACAAGGAAGUCAUAAAGGUUUUCUGAUUAAAGUUCUCAUUGCUUGUAUUCAUGGAUUUCUCUCAUUCUAAUUUGGUGACUUUAGUAAAACUUAGUGUAAGAGUGAUUUCUGUGUUUUGAUGGUGAUUUUCCAAAAAAAUAUAUAAAAUAAAAUAAAGGUACACUUUUAGCAUUACUCAAUUGUGAAUUUCACAUUUUACGUUAUUAGUUAACAUGCUUGAAGAGGAAGAGGGAUUCACAGGAUGUGAUUGACGUCUCAGCAUAAAAAUGUGAGGAGUCCUACAUUUUUCCAAAGGGAAUGGGGGAACUAUACAUUGUACAUUGGUGGUAACCUUUAGUGCAAAAACUCAAUUCAAUUCCCAUGUCAUUGAGGACUUUCCAUAAUCAUUAGAAUUAUUUUGUAUCACUGGUGAAAUGAUGAGCCUUACGAUUUUAUAUAGAUCACAUUUGAUUAUUUCAAGAAAGUAUUUAUUUUCAUAAGUUUAUAAAACUACCAGAUUUUGCCAUAUAGAAGCCAUGAAAUAUACAAGUAAAUUAGAUGUGAGUAAUUAAUGAGCCUUUAUCAAACUCAAGUAUCAAUGACAUUGUUGGUACUUUUACGGUUGUUAUUUGUUCAUAAGUUGAAAAAAUGUUCAUUUAUCUUAUAUAUGUAUAUCUUCUAGGUUCACUCGCACUAAAUUGACAUGUCUCUCAAAUACACUGUUGUCAGUAUCAAUGGCUAAAUAUUAACGAGAAUCUGGUUUGAAAUUGCUCCUACACAUUCCAUAAGUAUUGUGCACAUUGUGAAAGUUAUAUGGUGCAGCACUGAAACCUGAGUUCAUCACCCUCAAGCACAUUUCCAAAUCGUGUAAGGAGAUGUAUCAUUUCUAUUAUUUAUUUUUCCCUGCUCUUAAGUUGACAUUUGUAUUCCAUUCUCACCUGUCCAACUUUGUAAUGUAAGAGGAAUAAAAGUAGAGAUUCAAA